AUGGACCUCAGUGUACCCCCUGCCUACGAGUCAUACUCGAACCGGCUCGACCCUCAUGACGAAGUCGACGAUGACUACGGUACAAAGACAUUUCAUCCGGUCUCCGAUCAACAUGUUCUCCUCAGGAGGCGUCGUGCGCGGAAUAAGCGUCGGGGUGCUUUCGAUAUCGUCAGACUCUGCCUGCGCAUCUUGAUCCUUUUACUCGAUCUGAGUAUUCUGAGUUUACUUAUUCAUGGAGUUAAUGUUUGGGAUAAAUCCGGGAGUAGAAAUGAGGAUGGCUGGAGAGCGGUCAACAUGUUCUCGACUUGGUUAAUGCUGGCAAUUGCAGUAUUUGCAUCCUUUAUCCAGGUAAUAGCCAUAGCAGCUCAUCUCAGCCUUCCCCAAUCAUUGCGUGACGGCUGGGUACAUACUGUCGCCGUGCUGGCUAGCUCUAGUACUGUGAUUGCAGCUUGGGUCAUUGCAACUAUUUACCUGAUCAUCGACAAAGAAGUGCUUCAGAGUAACAGUGACCUAUGGUCUUGGUCAUGCCAGAAUAGGUCGCGGCAAAGCUGGGCAACUCUAUGUAUAGAACUGUCCUAUACAUUUAUUGCCAGCCUGGUUGUUAUAGUCUUCGAGAUCGCUGGCCUAGCUUUAUAUAUCAUUUCGCUGAGGGGGGUGUAUAUUGUUGGAAAGUAUAGCAGGGCUAGCACAGUCUAUUAG
Messenger RNA from Fusarium verticillioides 7600, 699 nucleotides. RefSeq lists its product as hypothetical. The coding region runs from base 1 to 699 and encodes 232 amino acids. NCBI's taxonomy places the organism in Eukaryota, Fungi, Ascomycota, Sordariomycetes, Hypocreales, Nectriaceae. The record is from RefSeq and is a predicted model, not a curated record. The transcript has 3 exons.